This is a messenger RNA of Gigantopelta aegis, 7749 nucleotides long. Its product is annotated as serine/threonine-protein kinase Nek4-like. The transcript is spliced from 16 exons. Gene Ontology annotation, molecular function: ATP binding; protein kinase activity. Gene Ontology annotation, biological process: protein phosphorylation. NCBI's taxonomy places the organism in Eukaryota, Metazoa, Mollusca, Gastropoda, Neomphalida, Peltospiridae. The record is from RefSeq and is a predicted model, not a curated record. The coding region runs from base 411 to 2657 and encodes 748 amino acids.
GGCAACAGGCAUGCUAACAAGGAACAAAGAUACUAAUAUUCACUUUGUGACAUCUUUCAGAUCUUUAAUUAAUGAUCAGGAACAAACACUAUUUCUGAGAAAUGUUUAUGAACAAAUAGUUAAUAUUUUUGAUACUCAGAAGUUACAUGGUUCAUUUUUGUAAUAAAGAGGAUCCGUCGAUAUAUUUUUAUUUUUAAAUGUUAUGUCAUGCAUCUGUGCAUCAAUGAUGAAUGAUGACAGUUACAGCUAAGUACAUUUUGAAAUGAAAAUAAGCUUACUCUAUUUUAUAUAAACUUUAUGUUCAUUAUUUUAAAAUGAGUUUUAAACAGAUCUUCCAUGUAACUAAGAAUACACAAUGAUUACAUAUCUAUUUCUAAAGAAGUAGGGAAUCUUCAAUCUUGGAAAAAAAUAUGGCAUUGGAUGAAUUUGAUCGUAUUAAGGUUGUUGGGAAAGGAAGUUAUGGUGAAGUAUGGCUUGUGCGACACAAGAAGGAUCGAAAGCAGUAUGUGCUGAAAAAAAUGAAUCUUCAGCGGGCUUCGAAAAGAGAGAGAACGUCGGCAGAGCAAGAAGCCAAACUGCUGUCAAAACUGAAACAUCCCAACAUUGUGUCGUACAAAGACUCGUUUGAGACUCAAGAAGGCAGUCUCUACAUUGCCAUGCAGUACUGUGAGGGUGGCGACCUUUACACGCGACUCAAAGAACAGAAAGGUGUUCUGCUAGUUGAGAGACAGGUUGUUGAGUGGUUUGUGCAGAUUGCCAUGGCUUUGCAGUACAUGCAUGAACGUCAUAUACUUCAUCGAGAUCUUAAGACUCAAAAUAUUUUUCUAACAAAGAGUAAAAUUAUAAAAGUUGGAGAUUUAGGUAUAGCCAGAGUAUUAGACAACUGCACUGAUAUGGCCACAACUUUAAUAGGAACCCCUUACUACAUGAGUCCUGAACUUUUUUCUAACAAGCCAUAUAAUCACAAGUCUGAUGUGUGGGCUUUAGGAUGCUGUGUCUAUGAGAUGGCCACAUUAAAGCAUGCAUUCAAUGCAAAGGAUAUGAAUUCUUUAGUCUACAAAAUUUUGAAAGGAAGGAUGCCACAGAUACCAAAGCAGUACAGUCCAGAACUGAACGCCAUUAUUAAGAGUCUGCUGAACCAGGACCCAGACAAGAGGCCGAGUGUGAACCGAAUCCUUCGCGAUCCUUUCAUCAAGAAAAAUAUAGCAAUAUUUCUAGAAGAUACCAAGAAAACUUGUCGUCGACCAUCGACAGCUUCUAGACCCUCAUCAUCAUCAUCCAGUACUCGACUCGGGUCUGCUUCGUCUAGCCGGUCAGAAUCUCAGAAAUCAAAAAUAUCUGUCUCAAAUGUGUCGAGUGCCAAAUCCGAGGUAGACAAUGUGGACAGUGUGUCUGUGGUCAGUGUUUCUAGCGUGCAAGUGGCCGUGGGUUCGGGGGAUGUCCAGCAAGUGCCAGUACAACGCAAGGGUCAUUCCCGCAAACCGUCGGACGGUGUUAAACAGAUGGAGCCGAUUCACGAGAAACAGGAGGACAAAGGAAAGGGGGACAGUCUGCAGAGUUCCUCCAGCUCCACGGUUACCUCCCAGGACACUGUUGUCGCUGUGACUGUGGUUAAUAAGGAGCCUGAAGAGUCACAACCACAAGAGAAGAAAGAGAGACUAAAAAAAAGAAAAUUUCUACGAAAUAAAAAGUCCGAGCAAACCGAAGUCAGCAAUAAAAAUAAAGAAGUAGAAGUAGAGACAGAGCAACCUCCUCCGAAGCCUAUGGUAACAUCAGCACCUCAUUCUCUAUCCGAGCUUCCAAAAGCCGAAGAAAGUCGUGGGUUACCCCAGAAACGCGAGGAGUUGGUGAAGAACCAGAUACAGAAGGAAGAGAGGUCGGACUCGUCAAAAUCAUCGACGUCUAGUGUCUCCAGCUCAAGGGAAGAGUACCCCAACUUUGACCUCGAAACUCCCAGGAGUCUACCUAAUAUAUCAGCAAGAGAAAGAAGAAGAAGUAAAAAUCCUGCUGCUGCUUCUCUGGAGAAUCCCAAUUCAGCCAGAAUUAAAUUAGUAAAAGUUCCAAGUGAUCCACUUGUUAACAAGCAAAGGAAAUUAAGUCAAGGUGAACCUCAGAAAUCGAAGCAGAUGUCUAAGAAGGCGAUGAGGCAGCCGUCCAUGCAUGAUGAAAGUAGCUCAGAUGAGGAGAGCACAUCAAAUAGUGAGAAAGAAAAGAGACGUGAGAACAAGGAAAUCAACAACUUCAUCUCGCUGCUGGACACAACACUUCACUUGAACCAGAAGGACGAUAAAUCGGAGGAUGAAGAAGAACUGAUCCCGAUUGAUAACACCAACAACAGGGUGAACGGGACAGCCGAGAAGUCUAUCCCUGAACGUUCGGCCGAUUCCAUCGCAUCCGCAUACCGAGUAGACUGCAUGCCCAGUGUUGAUACUUUAUGUGAUUCAAAUCGACUGAUGAAUAGAAUACGACUCCUACACACAGACUGCAUCAAAGGUGUGGGGUACGACAUUGUACGUAAAGCAUGUGAUAUACUGAAUAAUAUAGAAGAUGAUGAGAUUGAGCCACAGCUUGUUGCUCUGAUGGGAAAAGAGAAGUUUGACGAAUACGCAGGAAAAAUUUGGCAGCUCAAAUUCUGUGAAGAUUCACUGUAUAAGUGAUCAUUUCAUCUAAGGACAUUUCUUUGACAAAUCUGUGCCAUCUGAAGUGUGCAUAGUCAUAUAAGAGUUUAACCAAGGAUAUUUGUGAUAAAAACAAGUACUUCUGACUGGUUUCUCAGAACUUGUAACCGGACCACAUCUUUUUUCUUGGAGUGGCAUAGACAAUCGUUUCUCAAUCUGUGAUUUACAGCAUCUUUGCCAGUCUAUGUAAGAUUAAGUUGGGGUUUUUAAAAUAACAUUUCAAGCAAGACUUCAAUAGACAGAAAUGACUAGAAUUUUAAAAACUGCCCUAAUUGGUGUAGCAAAAUAGCCAUCUGGUUUCCAGCAUUUAAAAGAUAGAGAAUCCAUCUCGACUAGUCUCGAUGAACUGAAAACGAUGCACCAAUAUGCUGUUGUAAUGGCCAUUACACAUAUUUUGCAAUGCACAUGUGAAUGGAGUAAUGUGAUGGAUCUAAAUAACAUACUAUUUGGAUGGAUCUAAGCAUAUGUUGUCAUAAUACUGUGGAUACGUUUAGGUAAAAGAAAUAUUUCAAAGAGUACUGUGUAAAUUGAAAGCAAACCAGAGUAUUACAUAGCCACGUUGAAGGAUGAUCAUAUUUUCUUGAGUUGAAUCAAACCAAUGUAUAUAGGAGAUUGUACGCAAAACAUAGUAUACAUUUUAUGCUACUUGUCAUAUUUACACUUUUAUAUUUGAUCAUGUAUUAUAGUAAUAUCAUUCUGUUAUUUUGUAGUUUGAUAUGAAAUUCAUAUUGAAUUAUCCGUCCUGUUAAACAUAUCAUUUAGAUUUUAUGUGUUUGAUUACUGUGCCAAGAGCAUAUACAUGUGUUUCUAUUAUUAUUAUUAUUACUGUAACGGUAAUUAUAAAAUCCUUUUACAAACACACUGAUACUUUGUUCUUCAAUCGUAGAACUGUUCUCAUUGUACUAAUACUUGUAUGUUUAUCUUAUAUUUAAAUAACACAAUUUAUCAACAUAUUGAUGGUGACGUUUUUAGUUUUGUACAGAGUGAAGUACCAUUCUCACUUGGCAUAUACAGGCCCGUAGGAACCGGGUGGGGAGCACGUGCUCCCCACUUGUGAGUCUUUUUUUUUCUUCACAUUAAUGUAUGCCAUUGUAACCGAAAUCUGAUAUAGAGUUUAUACCCAAUGCAUCAGUGCCCCCCACCCCCCCCAUAGGAACCAGGUGGGGGGCACGUGCUCCCCACUUGUGAGUCUUUUUUUUUCUUCACAUUAAUGUUUGCCAUUGUAACCAAAAUCUGAUAUAGAGUUUGUACCCAAUCCGUCAGUGCCCCCUCCCCCUCCACUCCCAAAGUCGUUCCUAUGGGCCUGAUAUAGUAACCUGAACAUCCAUUCUCAACUUAUUUUCAUGCCUGUUUUGCCCAAAAUUGUCAGGAUAACUGGUUGUUUUAAACUCUUAAUCAGUAUUUGUUAUGAACUAACACAGUAAUUGAUUCCCCCACAUCUCAUUGGCACAUGAUUUCAUGUUCAGGUUUUUGUUUUCUUAAAAAAUAAAGUUUAUAUUAUUUCAUUUGUUUUAACAACAUAAUAUUUUAUACAGCUUAUUCUGGGCAUAAAUCUGAAUCAUUGUGAAAGUCACAUUUUAGUUUUUAUUAUACAAUGUCAUUUGUGCAUAUAUGUCAAACUUCAUUGUCUAGUAGUAAAAGAAGCUUUGAAAUCUAAUAAAUAUGUACUGCAUGUGUAAAAUAUAUAUAUGUUCGCAUUCGAUGCAUGUUGCAAAAUACAGCUUACAUUGCUGUUGACAGCUAAUAUUAAAGAGACAUACGUGUAUAAGUUGAAUGUACUUGUAUAUGCAUUGUGAGUGUUGCUUUAUUUUUGAAGAAAUAUGUGACUAUAUUACUGUAAUUAUGUUGCAUAUAUAUAGGUAUAUUAUAUGAAAAUUCACAAAGACGGUUUACUUUGACAAUAAUGCAAUAACCAAGUUGGUAUUUACAAACCACAAUUUAAUGCUUAGUUUGCAUUAACAUGACUAUUUUUUAAAAUAAGUUAAAGUAGCAUUGCAGUAUUAUUGAAGCAUUAUAUGCAUUAAAAAUUACUUUUCUUUUUAUUUGUAAAGGUCUAUUUUUUUCUGUGAUGCAAAAUAAAUAAAUAAAGUAAUGUUCCAUUUCAUACUAAAAUUAUUCACAAUUUAUAGCAUUUUAAUUAGAGAAUUUCUUUUUAUUAUUAUAAACUAAACUGUUGAUAUUGUACAGUUGCAACAGUUGUACAUAAUACUGUACAAACAUGGUCAAACAUGCCAAUGUCAACUGACAAUGCUACUUUAAUUGCUACUUCAGUAGAUUUGAACGAUUACAGCAUGUCACCAUUAUACCUCAUUUUAUUAAUAUAUCUCUUAAUAGUCAUUAGUCAAUGGAUGUGUAAUAUAUUGUAUAUGUCAUAUUUAUCAGAUAGUUGACAUAAUAGGUGCUCUUGACAUAAUCUGUAGAUAGUAAAUUACAAUAUAUUGACAAACAACAUUCCAUUUUGAGUAGCCAUGCAUCAGAUUGAAUGUGAUUAUGAAUAUUUAGAUUUUCGUUCGGUUUCAUUUUAUUUACUGCAUCACACCUGCAGGUAAAGCUGCUUUUACCUGGCAUAUGGUAUGCAGACUUCAGAGUGUGGUAUAGAUGUGUUUUAUCACUGUAAACUUUACUGAUGGAAAGAAAUACGGGAUCACAUCAACUAUAGCAGCUGUGUUCACACUUGCACAAGUUAAACUGAUUCAGCUAUACUGGUUUGGCUACAACAAUUUUGGUUGGAAAUGAUGAGCAUUCACACAUACUAUAGCUAUAUUGGCAUACAGCAGAAGUGUAGUUACCUGUAUGUGUGCAAGAUGUAAAAAAACCCAUUGGACUAUGAGUCUGUUAGGUCACUGCUAACACAAUUACUGCUUAUUCUGACUGUCACAUCGCUGUCACUUCUGCCUUAUACCAGUUUAACUAAAACAGUUUGUGUUCACACUUACAUUUUAAACUGCUUUAGUUACACCAGUUUAACUAAACCACAUACCAAAUUGUUUUAGCUACAUGUAUACUCGUUUAGCUAUAUCUUUAUUGCCAAAAGAUCGCAUUCACAUUUACAUUUUAAGCUGGUUUAGUUAUACCAGUUUUGUUAUAUAAGUUUAGUUAUACCAGUUUUGUUAUACAAGUUUAGUUAUACAAGUUUAGUUAUACCAGUUUAAAGUGUGAAUGCAACUAUUAACAGGAAAAUGUUACUGAAACAAAAACCUUCACACAGUCUUUGUACUUUAUACACACAUUAUGACACUAACAAAAAUUGAAAUUUGGUUUUUAAUCUUAAUUGUUCCCUUCUUUCUUUCUCUCGGCACAUUUUCCUUUUAUUUAUUUAUAUCCAGAAUGCAGUAUGCAGAAUGUGGAUCGUAUAUAAUACAUUUUGCCUUCCACUUUCCUUGUGCCGUGUUCAGAUAAAAGCAGCUUACGUUUUUUUAGUAUUCAAUAAAAAAAAAUAUUGCAAGUUUUGUAUUUUUAUGUAUACGUUGCCUUUUUACAUUCUUAAUGCUUGUUAGUAUGAAUGUCACAAAUCAUGUUUUAUAAAUUAUUCUUAUUAUGUAAAUUCAGAAGCAAAAUAUAGAUACUGUAUACUAGUUAGUAAUGAAAACAUUAUAAUUUUAUUAUUGCAUUUAUUUUCAUUUUUAAUUAAUUUCUUUUGCUAUUUUCAUCAAUAAUUCCACGUGCCAGUGCUGACCCUUUGACUUAGGUCUGCGGGUUAUACUGCCUUCAGUGAUAAUGUACAUUUUUAUUUCUCUUGUGUGUGUGUGCGUGCAUGAGAGAGAGAGAGACACACAGACACAGAUACGACAGACAGACAGACACAGACACAACAGACAGACAGACAGACCGAGAAUGAGAGAUGAUUAAAUUAUUAUUAUUAUUACUGUAACGGUAAUUAUAAAAUCCUUUUACAAACACACUGAUACUUUGUUCUUCAAUCGUAGAACUGUUCUCAUUGUACUAAUACUUGUAUGUUUAUCUUAUAUUUAAAUAACACAAUUUAUCAACAUAUUGAUGGUGACGUUUUUAGUUUUGUACAGAGUGAAGUACCAUUCUCACUUGGCAUAUACAGGCCCGUAGGAACCGGGUGGGGAGCACGUGCUCCCCACUUGUGAGUCUUUUUUUUUCUUCACAUUAAUGUAUGCCAUUGUAACCGAAAUCUGAUAUAGAGUUUAUACCCAAUGCAUCAGUGCCCCCCACCCCCCCCAUAGGAACCAGGUGGGGGGCACGUGCUCCCCACUUGUGAGUCUUUUUUUUUCUUCACAUUAAUGUUUGCCAUUGUAACCAAAAUCUGAUAUAGAGUUUGUACCCAAUCCGUCAGUGCCCCCUCCCCCUCCACUCCCAAAGUCGUUCCUAUGGGCCUGAUAUAGUAACCUGAACAUCCAUUCUCAACUUAUUUUCAUGCCUGUUUUGCCCAAAAUUGUCAGGAUAACUGGUUGUUUUAAACUCUUAAUCAGUAUUUGUUAUGAACUAACACAGUAAUUGAUUCCCCCACAUCUCAUUGGCACAUGAUUUCAUGUUCAGGUUUUUGUUUUCUUAAAAAAUAAAGUUUAUAUUAUUUCAUUUGUUUUAACAACAUAAUAUUUUAUACAGCUUAUUCUGGGCAUAAAUCUGAAUCAUUGUGAAAGUCACAUUUUAGUUUUUAUUAUACAAUGUCAUUUGUGCAUAUAUGUCAAACUUCAUUGUCUAGUAGUAAAAGAAGCUUUGAAAUCUAAUAAAUAUGUACUGCAUGUGUAAAAUAUAUAUAUGUUCGCAUUCGAUGCAUGUUGCAAAAUACAGCUUACAUUGCUGUUGACAGCUAAUAUUAAAGAGACAUACGUGUAUAAGUUGAAUGUACUUGUAUAUGCAUUGUGAGUGUUGCUUUAUUUUUGAAGAAAUAUGUGACUAUAUUACUGUAAUUAUGUUGCAUAUAUAUAGGUAUAUUAUAUGAAAAUUCACAAAGACGGUUUACUUUGACAAUAAUGCAAUAACCAAGUUGGUAUUUACAAACCACAAUUUAAUGCUUAGUUUGCAUUAACAUGACUAUUUUUUAAAAUAAGUUAAAGUAGCAUUGCAGUAUUAUUGAAGCAUUAUAUGCAUUAAAAAUUAC